Molecule: messenger RNA, 1639 nt
Organism: Monopterus albus (swamp eel)
Lineage: Eukaryota; Metazoa; Chordata; Actinopteri; Synbranchiformes; Synbranchidae
Gene: arrdc1b
Product: arrestin domain containing 1b
Exons: 8
Coding region: 140-1462 (440 amino acids)
Biological process (GO): protein transport
Cellular component (GO): cytoplasm
Molecular function (GO): ubiquitin-like ligase-substrate adaptor activity; ubiquitin protein ligase binding
Source: RefSeq, a predicted model, not a curated record
UCCCGGUUAUUUUCAAUGGGCUUGGGCUUCAGUCGAAGUGACGUCACUGUUCUCUGAGGAUGAGGGGGUGAGGGGGUUGGGGGCUCUCGCGGCAGCAGGUGAGAGCGCAUCAGUCGCACAGCGGCAAAGGAGCGGAGCCAUGGGAAAGCUUCAAGAAUUUCACAUCACUUUUACCAACAAUAAGGUGGUUUACGGUCCGGGAGAGUCUAUUAGCGGGACAGUGAAAAUACGAACCAGCAACUCGCUGCAGUACAAAGCUAUCAAGGUGAACUGUCAGGGCUCGUGUGGGAUCUCCAACAAAAUAAAUGAUGCCUCAUGGACUCUGGAGGAGCAGUACUUCAACAGCACACUGUCUGUUGCUGACAAAGGAACUCUGGCAGCAGGUGUACACAGUUUCCCAUUCCAGUUUCUCAUUCCAGUCGGUGUCCCGACUUCUUUUGAGGGACCCUUUGGGAAGAUUCUUUACCGUGUGAGGGCAGCCAUCGACACACCUUGCUUCUCUAAGGACUACAAGGCCCAGAGACCCUUCUACUUACUCAACUUGCUCAACCUCAAUGAGGUGCCUGACAUUGAACGUGCGAGUUACGCUGUGACCACUAAGAAGUUCAGCUACCUCCUGGUGAAGACGGGGACUCUGAUGCUGAAAGCUCGCAGUGACCUGAGGGGUUACAUACCUGGGCAGGUCAUCAAGUUAGCUGCUGAGAUCCACAACAAGUCAGGGAAGGACACGGGAUGUGUACUGGCCAGUCUCAUACAGAAAGUGACCUAUAAGACGAAGCGGCCUGUGUUUGACCUGCGAACCAUCGCAGAGGUGGAGGGAGCCGGGGUGAAGGCGGGGAAACACGCAGAGUGGAGGGAGCAAAUUAUCGUUCCUCCUCUUCCGCAGUCGGAGCUGGCCGGUUGCAGCCUCAUAGACAUCGACUAUUUCAUUCAGGUGUCACUAAAGUCUCCAGAUGCAGUUGUCGUUCUGCCCAUCUACAUUGGGAACAUCACUGUGAACUUGUCUCCAUCGAGGCCUAUGCCCCCAAGUCCAGACCACUGUGGUGUAACCAUUGCACCCAGUGCUGUAGGGGUGACACCAAGUGCCCCGCCGGUAGAGGAGGAGCCAGAGGAGGUGUUGUGUGCAGGUGGCACAGCCAGUGAAGAGAUUCCCACAAAGAGCCACUCUCAGCAGGAUCCCUCAGGUCAGCCAGUCACCAUGUCCCCCAGCGCCUUCAGCCACGCACCAGGUGCAGCACUGCCUCCCAGCCACCGGCAGCCCAACGUGUCUGCUCCACUGUUCUGUGUGUCCACCGGUGCCACUAUACCUUUCUUCACUGAGGGAAACGUGACUCCUAUCCCCACCUCCUGUUCGCUCAUUCUCCCUCCAGAGUACAGCAGCUGCGACUAUCCUCAUGAACCCCCACCCACUUAUGAGGAAAGCUGCAGUAGCGCCAACUCCAGCUUCAACAGUAGGCAGUAAUGAAGAAGGAGGUGAUGAAGCACUGUGGCCAUGCCCAUCCACCCACACCUGUCUGUACUCAUCUCUUGACAAAUCAGGACGGAUUGGUGGAAAUGGAUGGACAAUAAUACAUUCCCCCCUAAACACCCCAAAGACAGUUUCUUUGUUCUUUAACAAGUAAAAAAGGAUCCUACCUUC